UUAUUGGGUGGAACUUUUAAGUUGUCGACAAACUUGCUGUGUAAUAUUCGCUAAGCGGAUCAAGAUGAUAAACAGUAAUCUUUUUUCUCAAAGCAGUUAAGUGUAUUUCGUUAGAACAUAGUCUACCUCUAUAGGAAUUGAUACGAAUCAAAAUGCCGGUAAAAUCACCUCAUGGAAUUUUAGAUAUCCCAGAAGUACCUUUGAGUGAUUUCUUUUUGUCCCGUAUAAAAGAAUACGGUGAUGAAACUGCAAUGAUUGACAACACCGUCGAAGGCAAACAACUUACUUUCAGACAGCUGUAUAAGCAAAUACAAUCGUGUGGCAGAUUCAUUCAGAAGCAAGGGAUACAUAAGGGAGAUGUCGUUGGUCUAAUAGUUCCCAAUUGCUUGGAAUACGUAAUAGCAAUGAUGGGAGUGAUAUCUUGUGGAGCAGUCAUAUCACCAUGUAAUCCUUCGUAUAAAGAAGGAGAAAUGCAACACAUCUUCAAAAUCACGGAACCGAAGAUACUUAUUGUAUCUGACAAAACUAUCGAUGUCGUGAAAAGAGUUGUUGAAAAAUCCAAAAGCAUUCGAAAAAUCAUUGUCAUCGGGAAAAGUGAUGAAUUUGAAACGUGGGAUGAGGGUAUUGCCGCAAAUGAAAAAGAGCAAGCAUUGGUCCUUAAUUUUGAAAUAUCAGCAAAAGACGAUUUGGCCAUCUUACCAUAUUCAAGCGGAACUACUGGAAUGCCGAAAUGUGUAAUGCAUACACAUUACAGUAUGAUUGCAACGUUAUUAACUUGCUGGUAUAAUAAUGAUUACAAAAAAGGAGAAACGUUUUACAAUGAAAGACCAAUGUUUCAUGCCGGCGGGUAUUUGUUUGUUUUGAUGUCUCUGCAGGGAGGGUUAAGAGUUGUUAUGGAUCGUGAAUUUGAUGUUGAGAGGACCUUGGCUGCGAUACAAAAUUACCAGGUGAAUCAUUUCAUUAUGGUGCCCCCAAUCAUGUUGGAAAUGUCUCAAACAGAUUUAAACAAGAAGUAUGAUACAUCAUCAUGGAAAACUUCGUUGACCGGUGGUGCGUCAAUUCCAACUUCGAUAAUGAAAGCCGUUUCCGAACGAUUCAACAUUAAUAUGUUUCCAGGUUACGGAAUGACAGAAUUUACCCCCAUGUCAAUAAACGACAAUGUCCAAUCGUUUGCGGAUUCCGACGGUUCAAUCUGCAGCAACGUUGAGAUGAUGAUAGUUGAUUCAAACACCGGAAUGGAAUUGAAAUCUGGCGAAGAUGGUGAAAUUUUAGUCAAAGGCCCCCAGAUGACUAAGGGAUAUUACAGAAAUAGAGAAGCUACAGAACAAACAAUAAAUAAAAACGGAUUUCUUCACACCGGUGAUAUAGGGCAUAUUCAAAACAAUAUGGUCUACGUAGUUGGUCGUCUCAAGGAAGUUAUAAAGUAUAAAACGUUUCAGGUGACACCUGCUGAAAUUGAAAAUAUUCUUUUGAGACAUCCUGGCGUUAGUGAUGCUGGAGUGGUUGGAAUUCCUGAUCAACUUUGUGGAGAAUUACCAAAAGCUUUGGUUGUACGAAAACUUUCAUCCGUCAACUCUGAUGAACUUCUUGAGCUUAUUAAAAGAGAACUUGUCGACUACAAACAGUUAAGAGGGGGCAUCCAAUUUGUUGACAAAAUACCAAAAUCAAAGAUGGGGAAAAUUGAUCGCACAGAGUUAAAAAAAAAUGGCUACAAUGAAUUGACUACAAAUUGCGAAGGAAUACAAAUUGUAGCCGAAAUAUUAUAAUGAAAAUAUGAUUAAAUGUACCUUUUCGUCCGGUAGUGUUAAAACAAAUCUACAAUAGCAUUAAAAGCAAAUAUUGCAUUCACCCAUAUGGUGCUAUGCAUUGGUCAAUAGCAAAAUUCUCUUUUUCUGAUUCUCUGAUACGAACCAAUGCAAU
This is a messenger RNA of Styela clava, 1920 nucleotides long. NCBI's taxonomy places the organism in Eukaryota, Metazoa, Chordata, Ascidiacea, Stolidobranchia, Styelidae. The record is from RefSeq and is a predicted model, not a curated record.